Meloidogyne enterolobii is the source of this 373-nucleotide messenger RNA. The record is from the annotation of a GenBank genome assembly. NCBI's taxonomy places the organism in Eukaryota, Metazoa, Nematoda, Chromadorea, Rhabditida, Meloidogynidae.
UAUUUGUAUGUUUUUAAAUAUGUUAAAAUUAAUGUUAUAUACUCUAUUAAUUCUGUUGUUGUUUUGUCAUUUUAUUGAAGCUGCAUUGGUCAAAUUUGGCGAAAAAUCAGAAGUUUAUGAUGAGAGUCAUUUAAAACUUCAUGUAGAAGAAGAAAUUGGUGAGAAUAAAAAGAUGAAUGAGGAAGAUGAGCGGUUUCACUAUUUUGACAUACACGAUUUAAAUAAAGCCGUCCAUCACAAUCACAAAGAUGAAUUGGAGGAGGUUAGACCUGAGGAUGAAAUUGAGAAAUUAGUGGAUGAGGCUUUUAAAGAAAUUGAUUUAGACGGAGAUGGAUUGAUAAGUUAUCCAGAAUAUCUUAAAAAAUUGGGUUAA